Messenger RNA from Pogoniulus pusillus (Red-fronted tinkerbird), 1931 nucleotides. RefSeq names its product urotensin 2 receptor (gene UTS2R). Bases 348 to 1496 code for a protein of 382 amino acids. Gene Ontology annotation, cellular component: plasma membrane. The record is from RefSeq and is a predicted model, not a curated record. Gene Ontology annotation, molecular function: urotensin II receptor activity. NCBI's taxonomy places the organism in Eukaryota, Metazoa, Chordata, Aves, Piciformes, Lybiidae. The transcript is spliced from 2 exons. Gene Ontology annotation, biological process: regulation of blood pressure; neuropeptide signaling pathway; blood vessel diameter maintenance.
ACGCUCCCUUCCUGCCGCUGCCUUCCCAGAUGCGACAGAGCACAGGCACCUCUCGCUCUCUGCCCAUGAAAGAGGACUCUCUCCUUUUGUUUUUUCCCUUUCUUUUUUCCCCCUCCCUUUUUUAUGUUUCAGCUUUACUACUGCUAGAUUAACUUCUAUUUUAUUUCUUAUAGGAAACUUCAUCCGCUGGAUUUAAAAGCCAGUGAAGAAUGCAGAUCUUCCUUGGAUAAGAUCCCACUAAGAAAUGCUUGACCAUCUCCCAGCAGUUGCAUUUCUCAGAGCAGAAAGAACAGAUCUUCAGACCCCUGUGGCAUGAGCAAAGCCUCUGGCAUUGAAAAGCCAGGAGGAUGUCUCUAACUGAUGAGCUGGAGAGCCACUUUCCUGCAACUCCCUACACGGUGACAGAUACAAGUGAGGGCAGCCUGUUCAGAAUCAGACUCAAUGUCUCCACCAAUGCCACAGGGGAUGGCACAUCAGCCACCGAUUCCAUGGAGGACAUGAUUGCCAUCUGCACCAUUGGGACAAUCCUCUCCCUCAUGUGUGUGAUUGGGGUGACAGGCAACGUCUACACCUUGCUAGUGAUGUGCCAUUACUUGAGAUCAUCUGCUUCCAUGUAUAUUUACAUCAUCAACCUCGCACUGGCAGACCUGCUCUACCUUCUCACCAUCCCCUUCAUCGUUGGGACCUACUUCAUUCAGAAAUGGUACUUUGGGGACAUUGGUUGUCGUAUCCUGUUCAGUCUGGACUUCCUCACUAUGCAUGCCAGCAUCUUCACCCUCACAGUCAUGAGCACAGAGCGCUACUUUGCUGUGCUGAAGCCCCUGGACACAGUGAAGAGGUCCAAGAGCUACCGAAAGGCCAUUGCUGUUGUUAUCUGGAUGGUGUCACUGCUGCUCACUCUCCCAAUGCUCAUCAUGAUCCAGCUGGUACAAAGGGACAACAAAAGCAUCUGCCUGCCCACUUGGAGCAAGCUUUCCUACAAAGUCUAUCUCACCAUCCUUUUUGGUACCAGCAUCGUGGGUCCAGGAGUAGUCAUUGGCUACCUUUACAUCCGACUGGCUAGGAUUUACUGGGUGUCACAGACAGCAUCCUUCAAGCAGACCAAGCGGCUGCCAAAUCAGAAGGUGCUCUAUUUAAUCUUCACCAUAGUGCUGGUGUUCUGGGCUUGCUUCUUGCCUUUCUGGAUAUGGCAGCUCCUCUUCCAGUAUUAUGAAUCCUUCACUUUGUCCCCCAAGGUGAUGAAGAACAUUAAUUAUCUGACAACCUGUCUGACUUACAGCAACAGCUGCAUCAACCCCUUCCUCUACACCCUGCUCACCAAGAACUACCGGGAGUACCUGAAGAACAGGCAGCGGUCCCUCAGCAGCAGCAGUGGCUACUUCCAGAGGAGGAAUCGUUUUCAGAGGAUUUCAGGGAGGUCCCUGUCCACCAGCAGUCAGCACUGCACAGAGACAUACGUUCUCGCUCACGCUCCUUUGGGAAACAGCAAUGCCUGAAGGUAAAAUAGAUCUCCAAGAACAAUCAGUAUCGACUUUGGUGUUGCUUUGAUUUAAAGUGUACAUUGGAAAGGCAAAGCCUCAGCAGAUCCAUCACGUGCACACAGUGAGCCCAGAGGCUGUGCCAUAUGUCUGCUCUCCUUUUCUUCAGUGCCACUGAUUUGAUGCUAGCAGCAUUCAGCUGAACACCUACCCAAACAGCCUUUUGCUUUUCAUCUUUAUCCUUUAUAGUGUAUCUCUCCUCAAGUAGCCAUCAGUCAUGAAAGUCUGUCGCAGGGCCAUGGUUUUUAAUAGCAUCAGCUGUCUCCCAGAGCUUAGAAUUUUGUUACCCAGCAAUGGCUGUAGUUUGCUCUUUCUUUCCUUUAGCAGUAAAGCUACUUUUGUAGUUGUAUGAGGACUCAAAAUAAUGAAAUAAAGGCAAAGCAGCUGACAUUG